AAUAUUUGGAUUUUUUAAUCUCUAAAACCAGCAAUAAAAAUGUUUCCGAUCAAACUCUUUAUAGUUCUUUACAAACAAACAAUAUUAAUAUCAGAAAUGGAUAUACACGUGGGAAAAAGAGAAGACAACAUCUUCACAAUACUAUACCUUCUACUUCAUCUGCUUCAAAUUCUUCAACCAAUGAAUUUAUUAAAAAUAAGAAAUUAUCUGAAGAGCAAAGACGUAAAUUAGUUGGUAAACUUUCUGCUAUUUCAAGAGGAAAAGAUUCAAUUUUUCCUGAUGGUAAAAUCUGUGAUCUUUCACCAGACUCUACUAUUAUACCUUUAAGAAUUCGUCAAACAACAAGGUCUCAUCAAUUAUUCCCUCCAAUUGACGAUACUAUUAAUAAUGUUAUAAUUAAUCCUAAAUCUAUUAAAAUUACCAUUCUCCACAUGCCUCCAGAAAUAAUGCUUUGCAUAUUUGAUUUCUUACCUUCAAGAAAAGAUUUUUAUUCUUGUCUCUUUGUUUGUAAAGUUUGGUAUUUAAUGGUUACUCCAUUUCUUUACAAAUCUCCUCAAAUUUAUCAUCGUUUUUCAUCAAUGGAUGUCAUUGUAGAUUUAAAUGAAAUUACUUCAACACAUUUAUCAUCUACAAAAUUUAAAUCCUCUUUAAGUUCAAAAACUAGACUUCCUUUAAAUUUUCCUUUAGAAAAAUAUGGUUCAUUUAUUAAAAUAUUAGAUUUAUCUAUUGGAUAUGGUUAUGAUUAUAUUUCUGAUUCAACAAUUCAAGCUAUAGCUCAUUCAUGUCCUAAUUUACGUGUAAUUAAUUUAAAUAAUUGUAUUCAUAUUUCUGAUAUUUCUUUAGAAUCAAUUUCUAAGAAUCAAUGUUCUUCAACUUUAAUCUCUAUAAGUUUAUGUGGAUGUCGUAAGAUUACAGAUUUAGGAAUCAAGAUGUUAUCAAAAUCAUGUCAAAAUUUAAAUUCAUUGAAUUUAGCUGAUUGUGGAAAGAUUACUGAUAAAAGUAUUAUAAUGAUAGCAAAAGGUUGUUCAAAAUUACGUCAAAUUCGUUUAUCAGAUUGCCCUAGAAUUACUGAAAAAUCUAUUGAAGCUUUAAUAUUAAAUUGUCCACGUUUAUGUUGGUUGGAUAUUGCUAGAAUUGGUAGAAUUACUGAUUAUACUAUUCGUCUUAUUGCUAAUACAUGUAAAGAUAAUAUUGAAUGGUUAAAUUUAGCUCGUCCUUCACCAUUAGAAGCUGUUUAUUCAUCAGCUCUUGCAACUCAAUUAAGACGAAAAUCAGGACAUUUGGGAUGUAUAACAAUGGGUGAUGCUGUAGGAAUUACAGAAGAAGAUAUAGAAAGUAUUACAAAUGAACCAGAAGGAUUACUUAGUGGAUGGCAAAAAAGUUCUGUAGAUGAAAAUAGUUUAAAAGAAAUCUUGGAAGGUGUAAGUUGGGAAGAUGUUGGAACAUG
Molecule: messenger RNA, 1447 nt
Organism: Scutellospora calospora
Lineage: Eukaryota; Fungi; Glomeromycota; Glomeromycetes; Diversisporales; Gigasporaceae
Source: the annotation of a GenBank genome assembly